Molecule: messenger RNA, 921 nt
Organism: Colletotrichum fioriniae
Lineage: Eukaryota; Fungi; Ascomycota; Sordariomycetes; Glomerellales; Glomerellaceae
Gene: DEP4
Product: FAD-dependent monooxygenase dep4
Source: RefSeq, a predicted model, not a curated record
AUGUCGACAAAUGGGCAAGGCGUAGAUGUCUUUGAUGUUAUCGUCGUCGGUGCUGGAUGGUAUGGUCUAAUGGCGGCUCGCACAUACUUGGAGCUGGCUCCUGAGACAAAUCUCAUCAUCGUCGAUGACAGCAGCACAGUCGGCGGGGUCUGGUCCAAGGAGCGAAUUUAUCCCAGCCUGUUUGCUCAGAUUAGCCACCCACUAUUCCAAUACUCCUUCUACCCGAUGUCCAAAGAUGGGAUCUCGCCUGAUGGGUUCGUCUCCGGGAAGACGAUACACAAUUACCUUAACAGUUUCGCCAGAGAUCACGGCCUACUGCCUAGGCUCCGCCUCAAGACCCGCGUGACCAGGGUUGCAAGGAGGCCAGCCGGCUCGGAAGGAUGGAUCCUCGAUAUCAAAGGUGGAGAUCACCUAAAAUGCAACAAGCUCAUCUACGCUACAGGAGCCAAUUCUAGCCCCAUCAUUCCCAAAUGGCCCAGAGACAACUUCCAGAAGCCCGUAAUCCACUCGCUUGAGCUUGGAUCACAUCAAGAGUAUAUUUCGAGCAGUGUGCGGAGAGCUACCGUCGUUGGUCGUUCCAAGUCAUCAUACGACGCUGUUUACCACCUGCUGUGCGAGGGGAAGAAUGUUGACUGGGUCAUGCGUGAUGGGCUAUCCGGUCCUUUCAGCCUUUAUGCCCCGGCGUUCUUGGGGCUAUGGAAUAUUGCCGACCACAUCUCAACUCGGUUCGCCUCAAGCUUCAGUCCAUGCAUCAUGUCAACAUCUGGAAUGCCUUACAGUUUCUUCCAACGAAAUGCCAUCGGACGGGUGUUGACAAAUAUCUACUGGAGAACCGCCAACUAUCUGUCCGUAUCACAUGCAGAAUACUGGAAGACGCCGAAUGCUGAGAAGUUGCGGCCGAGACCAUAUAGCGAUGGGUGA